Molecule: messenger RNA, 1008 nt
Organism: Paracoccidioides brasiliensis Pb18
Product: ribonuclease
Exons: 1
Coding region: 1-1008 (335 amino acids)
Biological process (GO): apoptotic DNA fragmentation
Cellular component (GO): nucleus; mitochondrial inner membrane
Molecular function (GO): nucleic acid binding; RNA endonuclease activity; single-stranded DNA endonuclease activity
Source: RefSeq, a predicted model, not a curated record
AUGUCCAAGGCUACCUUCGCUCUCAUAGCUGCUGCCGGUGCAGCGACCGGAGCCAGUGUCACUGCUCUCAUAUACUCCUCCAGAACCCGCCAACAGCAGCUCGGCACCCCUCCUCCUUCUACCCGUCUCCCACCCCAAACUACAUCGCAACCAACCUCACUCCUGAUACCACCACACCCCAAGAUCAUAACCCCCGAUACAGCUUCACCUGUCGACCCAGUCGGCCUUUUCCAAUACGGCUUCCCCGGCCCCGUCUGUGACCCCGUAAUCACUCUCCCCCUCGCCAGCGCCUUCGACCGCCGAACCCGCAACCCCUCCUGGGUCGCCGAACACUUAACCCCCGAAUCUCUCGCCCAAAACAACGCGGAUCGCAAAAAGAGCAACUUCUAUGAAGAACAAACAAUCCCCCAAGCCUUCCGCGCCCGGUUAUCCGACUAUUUCCGCUCCGGCUACGAUCGCGGCCACCAGGUGCCAGCCGCAGACGCCAAAUGGAGCCAGAUCGCAAUGGACGCCACUUUCUCGCUGGCAAAUAUGUGCCCCCAGGUUGGCGAGGGAUUCAAUCGUGACUACUGGGCCCAUUUCGAGGAUUUUUGCCGUCGGCUGACGAAGGUUUAUCCGUCUGUGAGAAUUGUCACGGGUCCCCUGUAUCUGCCCAAGCGCGAUCCGGUGGAUGGGAAGUGGAGGGUUACCUAUGAGGUUAUCGGGAAUCCGCCCAAUGUUGCUGUGCCUACGCAUUUUUACAAGGUUAUCUUUGCAGAGGAUGGCGUUACUGGUGGCAAAGUCAGCCUAGGUGCUUUUGUCCUGCCCAAUGCUCACAUUCCGAACGAGAAGAGUCUUGCGGACUUUGAGGUCCCGUUGGAGGCUGUGGAGAGGGCUAGUGGGUUGGAAUUUGCAUCGAAGCUUCCUGCGGAACGGAGGAAGAAGCUGUGUCAGGAGGUCAAGUGUGAGAUUAUUGCCAGGCAGUUUGUGCAGAGUAGCAAUGAUAUCAAGGCAUUGCGCUCGUCUUAA